UACCGACUUCCUACUCGAAGAGUCUUGGUUGUACUUCCCGCUCAUUUUUCAAAAGCACUGUCUCAGUUUCCUUCCUUCGCUGAUCCGAUCCCUGUGAUGAACCCUACGCUGUAACCCCAAGUUCCUCCCAAACAAUGAGUGCUCCCAUGGAUGUCACCCUGCAAACCCCCGCCGAAAUCGAUUCCUUCGACCAGAAUGGCGGCAUUUCGGAGCCAGUUCCUUCUCCUAGUCUCGCCCAGGACAAGGUUCUCGUUUCCGUUGAAGUUUGUUUAAAACCCUCGAGCACGGCUCGGACCGACGAUGUACGGUCGGCGGUUGAGAGAAUGCUUGAAAAGAGGAGUUUAAGCUAUAGUAAUGGUCCUAUUCCAGUUCCUCCUGAUGAUCUGUUUCUCCAAGAAAAUGUACAAAGAAUACGGAUUUGUGACACGGAUGAAUGGGUUGAGAACCAUCAUAUUCUUUUGUUCUGGCAAGUGAAGCCUAUAGUGCAUGUCUUUCAGCUUAGUGAGGAAGGACCAUGUGAGGACUUAAGCGGGGAUGGCCAACUUUCUAGCUUCAAUGAGUGGAUUCUUCCUGCCAAAGAGUUUGAUGGCAUUUGGGAGAGCUUAAUUUAUGAAUCAGGCCUUAAGCAAAGGUUGUUGCGCUAUGCGGCAAGUGCUCUAUUGUUUACUGAGAAGGGUGUUGAUCCUUUCCUUGUGUCAUGGAACCGCAUCAUUCUUUUACAUGGACCCCCGGGAACAGGGAAAACAUCUUUAUGUAAAGCGUUGGCUCAAAAACUAUCAAUACGUUUUAACACCAGGUAUCCACAGUGCCAGUUGGUUGAAGUUAAUGCACAUUCAUUGUUCAGUAAAUGGUUUUCUGAAAGUGGCAAGUUGGUUGCAAAAUUGUUCCAAAAAAUUCAAGAAAUGGUAGAAGAAGAAAACAAUCUGGUAUUUGUUUUGAUUGAUGAAGUUGAAAGCCUUGCAGCUGCUAGAAAGGCUGCUUUGUCUGGUUCUGAACCUUCAGAUUCUAUUCGGGUUGUGAAUGCUUUACUGACGCAGAUGGAUAAAUUGAAAUCCUCACCAAAUGUGAUAAUUCUGACAACAUCCAAUAUAACUGCUGCUAUUGAUAUUGCUUUUGUUGAUCGAGCUGAUAUAAAAGCAUAUGUGGGUCCUCCAACUCUUCAAGCUCGUUAUGAGAUACUAAGAUCCUGCUUGCAGGAACUUCUACGAACAGGAAUACUAUCAAAUUCACAGGAUUGUGAUCACAUCUUGCUUCCAAAUUAUGCUAGUCUAAAGGAGAAGUUAAAUAUGCAAGAGCCGCAGAGUCCAUUACAUUUGUGUAAACAGUUGGUUGAAGUUGCUGAAGCAUGCGAGGGUUUGAGUGGAAGAUCAUUAAGAAAGCUUCCAUUUUUGGCACACGCAGCCCUCUCCAACCCGAACAGCUGUGACCCUAGCAAGUUCUUAUGUACAAUGAUAGAUACUGCCAGGAGAGAGUGUUCUGAGUUACUAGAGUCAUGAUCAAUCUCCCAAUGUAAAAUUACAUGCUGAGGAAUGUGAAAAUGCACUGCCCCUUUGAUGCCCUGCAUCUCCACCUUUUCUUGAAUGCAUUUUUCUUUUAUGUUUUA
Molecule: messenger RNA, 1603 nt
Organism: Malania oleifera
Lineage: Eukaryota; Viridiplantae; Streptophyta; Magnoliopsida; Santalales; Ximeniaceae
Product: pachytene checkpoint protein 2 homolog
Exons: 14
Coding region: 135-1496 (453 amino acids)
Biological process (GO): meiotic recombination checkpoint signaling; reciprocal meiotic recombination
Cellular component (GO): chromosome; nucleus
Molecular function (GO): ATP binding; ATP hydrolysis activity
Source: RefSeq, a predicted model, not a curated record